CUUCAGCACGUCUAUCAUCAUGUCAAUCAUGUAUGAUUAUGCCAUAGCGCCCGUUGAUGAUCAUUUUCUCGUGCUCGUUGAACACUCAGUUGAGAUAAAUGUAAAAGCACUCAGGCCCAAGGUUGCAGCUGUUGUAACAGAGUUCCCCAUAUUGAAAAAACUUCCUCCUUGGUUCCCUGGAGUGAGCUUUGUAAGGGAUGCUAUAGUCCAGAGAACCCUCGUUCCCAUGAUUAUGGACAUGCCCUUUGAACAUGUGAAGAACAACAUGGCAACCGCAGGGACGGCUGCACCAUCGGUGGUGUCGGAUGCAUUGAAACGUAUACUGGUUAAAACACAAGAUGAAGAGGAGGCCGCUAUUCUUGAAAGGGGGAUUAAGGAAUCCAGUGCAUCUGGUUAUGUUGCUGCCUCAGAAACUGUAUGCUUUGACAUGAUUUAUAUUCUAGCCAUAUACUGACCAAAGGCCCAGACGACGUCCACUUUAUACGUCUUCCUGCUCGUGAUGGUUCUAUAUCCUGA
Suillus discolor is the source of this 516-nucleotide messenger RNA. RefSeq lists its product as uncharacterized. Bases 20 to 454 code for a protein of 144 amino acids. The record is from RefSeq and is a predicted model, not a curated record. The transcript has 4 exons. Lineage: Eukaryota; Fungi; Basidiomycota; Agaricomycetes; Boletales; Suillaceae.